This is a messenger RNA of Nannospalax galili (Upper Galilee mountains blind mole rat), 1909 nucleotides long. It is a transcript of the gene Duoxa1, whose product is annotated as dual oxidase maturation factor 1. Bases 296 to 1321 code for a protein of 341 amino acids. Gene Ontology annotation, biological process: protein transport. Gene Ontology annotation, cellular component: endoplasmic reticulum membrane. The transcript has 9 exons. Lineage: Eukaryota; Metazoa; Chordata; Mammalia; Rodentia; Spalacidae. The record is from RefSeq and is a predicted model, not a curated record.
GGCGGGGCUCGAGGGUGAAGAGCGGACCGCGCGUCCCGGCGCUGGGGCGGGGCACAGUGGGGCGGGAUAGAGGCAGGCGCCCGGCGACCGAGGCGCUUGGUAGCUGCAGGAGUGCGCAAGGAGCGUUGUGUGUCAGUUUCCAAAGGAAGAAGCUAGCGGUGCCGAGUGCCACGCACACAGUACUGGGAGAAGAGAAGAGCCUGAAGGAGAGAAAAGAGAAUUAUUUUUCUUCAGAUAGUCCCAGAAGAAACAAAAAAGGCUCAAAGUAUCACCUCCCCUGCACAUUCCCAUCAAAAUGGCUGCUCUUGGACACACAUUCCCCUUCUAUACUGACCCUAAGCCAACAUUCCCAAUGGACACCGCCUUGGCUGUUAUAAUCACCAUCUUCCUGACUGCACUGGUCACCUUUUUCAUCAUCCUGCCUGGCAUUCGGGGUAAGACGAGGCUGUUCUGGCUGCUGCGGGUGGUGACCAGCUUAUUCAUCGGGGCUGUGAUCCUAGCUGUGAAUUUCAGUUCUGAGUGGUCUGUGGGCCAAGUCAGCACGAACACAACCUACAAAGCCUUCAGUCCUGAGUGGGUCAGCGUGGACGUGGGACUGCAGAUUGGUCUUGGAGGAGUCAACAUCACACUCACAGGGACCCCAGUGCAGCAGCUGAAUGAAACCAUUAACUACAAUGAGGAGUUCAAAUGGCACCUGGGUGAGGACUACGCAGAGGAGUAUGCAAAGGCCCUGGAGAAGGGGUUGCCAGACCCCGUACUCUACCUGGCUGAAAAGUUCACCCCACGAAGCCCAUGUGGCCUGUACAACCAGUACCGCUUGGCAGGUCACUAUGCUUCAGCCAUGCUGUGGGUGGCCUUCCUUUGCUGGUUGCUGACCAAUGUGAUGCUGUCCAUGCCAGUGCUGGUUUAUGGUGGCCACAUGCUGCUGGCCACUGGCAUCUUCCAGCUUUUGGCACUAUUCUUCUUCUCCAUGGCCACAUCGCUAACCACACCCUGUCCCGUGCGCUUUGGCACUGCGGUGCUGCGUACUCACCAUGGGCCUGCAUUCUGGAUCACAUUGACCACAGGACUGCUUUGUAUGCUGCUGGGCCUCGUCAUGGCAGUGGCCCACAGGAUGCAGCCUCACAGGGUAAAGACGUUCUUCAAUCAGAGUGCAGAGGACCCUGUACUGGAGUGGAGUCCUGAAGAAGGGGGGCUCCUGAGCCCCCGCUAUCGAUCCAUGGCUGAGAGUCUUGAGCCCCAGGACAUUCCCCUGUCAGUAGCUUCCUAUGAUGCAUGUUUUAAGGAGGAGCACUCCAAAGAGUUGGACUGUGCCCUCUAACAUUCCUCUCCUGGUGGUCACCUGAAUUUCAGUCUGUUUCAGACUUCACUGAAGCCCCUGGAAAACCACUAGAACUACCCACAAGGUGGGUUUGUGUUGUAUUAGAUCCCAACUCCAAUCUGUAGGUGUAACAGAAAAAUGAGACUCUACUUAUUGAAGUCAAAUAAUGAACAAAAGUCCUAAGGUGCUGAAAAGAUGUUGGAUGUGUCCAUAAACUUUGUUGCCAUGGUAAGAUCAAGCAGAGGUGGCCCUUAUUUCUGUAUUGCAGCUACCUUCCUGGAUGUUUUGCCUCUUCAAGGUGUUAAUCUCCCUCUCUUAACAAAUGUGGGAUGUGGAAAGUGGGCUGCAGUGUGAUUUUCCUGUGACCCCCUCAGUGCCUCUCACUUGUUUUUUUGCAGGGCCUCUGGGCCCCUUCCUUUUCUUUUUUUGUUUCUCAGCUUGUGUGACCUCUGGGCCUGCCUUGGAAGGAGACCAACAUCUCAUCCCAUGUCUAACAUUAACCAGCUGUGUCAUAUUCUCUUUGUGCUCCAGUCCCCAAAUAAUGCUAUCUAAGAUUGCAGGACUUGCCAAGAACCUUAAAAAAUAAAA